Molecule: messenger RNA, 1554 nt
Organism: Fusarium vanettenii 77-13-4
Lineage: Eukaryota; Fungi; Ascomycota; Sordariomycetes; Hypocreales; Nectriaceae
Exons: 1
Source: RefSeq, a predicted model, not a curated record
AUGACGUGCGACGUGUGUGAAACCAUCAUCGACAUAUACUCAGCCGGUUUCGAAGAAUGGGAUGAAGAGAUCCUUGGUGAAGUCUCGACGGUGCUGAACAGCAACUGUCCUCAUGCAGAGUCCCUCAGUCGCGCUGCCAACUUUGAUAGGCCAAUAACCGACUUCCCAAAUGAGCUUUUGGCGAUAAAGAAGGAAGGGAAACAGACGGGCGUCCGUUUAGGACUUGCGCAUUUGACCCCUGAAGACGACAUAAUCUUUGAUAAUGUCUCUACGACUUACAUGGACCUUGUUGCACCGAGAGACAUCCUCGAUCAUCCCGGACAGGGCAUCUUGCCUGGCCCAAAGUGGAUUGAUCUCGAUAUCAUCCGUGGCUGGUUCUCCGUCUGCAAGAACUCACAUCAGUCACAAUGCAGUGAACCACCUUGGCUGAAAGGAGUCGAGCCUGCCGAUCCCGAGUGGUUCAUUGACGUGAUUGACGACUGCAUUGUAUCUCCCCCCGGAAGGGGAGUGGACUAUGUUGCCUUGUCAUACACUUGGGGACUUGGUCGAAAUCUCAAGAAUACAAAGGCCACCCUCGGCGAGCUGAGACAGCCCGGGGCCCUCCGUGUGCCAAAUUUUGCGAGUCAACUACCGGAGACUAUUCGAAACACUAUAGAUAUUGUCAGAUUACUCGGCGAACGAUAUCUUUGGGUUGAUGCCCUGUGUAUUAUCCAAGACGACCCCGCAAGUCUUGGCCGGAAUCUGAACCAAAUGCAACUUAUCUACGCGAACUCCACCUUUUGCAUCAUGGCGGCUACUGGAUGUGGUGCUGAGUUUGGACUCCGUGGUCUCAAGGGCCUUUCACCAGAAAGAGACCUCGAAAUGCGCAUCUACGACCUGGCAGAUGGCAACAGGUUGAUAGCAAAGCCGCUAUCCCAGGAUCCAACUGCGGGGACCAAGUACUCUUAUCAUCAGCGCGGCUGGACCUUUCAAGAAUGGCUUUUCUCCCGUCGACGUUUGGUAUUCAAUCAUGGUCCUUUAAUGUGGCAAUGUCAAUGCGCACGAUGGCAAGAGACAGCCAAGAUUAAUCCAGAAGCUGAUGCUCAGUGGAGCCGAAUGCAUCGGACCAAGGAGUCUGCUUUGGAUCCCUCACCGAGUAUCUGGGAUUUCAUGUCAAUGGCCUCAAUGUUCAACACCAAAGCAUUGACUAUGCAAGAAGAUGCACCGAAAGCGUUUGCAGGGAUACAGGCUAUGCUUCAUCGGGUCCACCCUGGAGGUUUGCUAUAUGGACUAUCCGAAUUCUUUUUCGACAUAUCUCUGGCUUGGGCAAGUCUGUACUCCAACAUCCAGAGAAGAAGAGGGUCAAACGCUGCAAAUGCGCUUCAGGAUGGGCUUCCAAGCUGGUCAUGGCUAGGCUGGGAAGGAGACGUCAACUUUCCUAAAGAUGCCGAAUUUCAAGUCAUGCAGCCGUGGAAUUAUCAUGAGCAAAAGAUCGGCUUUCGGGAGCCCGUCACAGAAUGGUUUACGAUGGCGACGCCAGACUCGACUAGAAGAAGGAGAGUAAGAUCUGAAUGG